This is a messenger RNA of Sipha flava (yellow sugarcane aphid), 1632 nucleotides long. Its product is annotated as fatty acyl-CoA reductase 1-like. Gene Ontology annotation, cellular component: peroxisome. Bases 106 to 1605 code for a protein of 499 amino acids. Lineage: Eukaryota; Metazoa; Arthropoda; Insecta; Hemiptera; Aphididae. Gene Ontology annotation, biological process: long-chain fatty-acyl-CoA metabolic process. Gene Ontology annotation, molecular function: alcohol-forming very long-chain fatty acyl-CoA reductase (NADP+) activity. The transcript is spliced from 10 exons. The record is from RefSeq and is a predicted model, not a curated record.
GUUCCAUUGUUAAUUAUUAACGAACGGGAUAGGAUUCGAGAUAUCUAUGUUAGAAUUAAAAGUUACCACACUAUUCUGAACAAGUACAUUGGUUUACUAUUGAAAAUGGAAAGUCUUAAAGCUAGAGAUGACACUAAAAGUGAAAUACAAACAUUUUUCAAGGGUUUAAAUAUAUUUUUAACAGGAGGAACAGGAGCUGUUGGACAAGUGUUAUUGGAAAAAUUACUGAGAUCAUGCCCGAUAAGCAACGUAUUCCUUUUGGUGCGCGAGAAGAAGAACAAGAGCCCGGAGACGAGAAUCGAUGAGCUGUUCAACAUGCCGUUGUUUGACAGGCUAAAAGUGGUUCAACCGAAUUUCAUUCGGAAAAUCACCCUGGUUAUUGGCGACUGCGAGAAACCCGAUUUGGGUUUGUCGGAAGAGGACAAGGCGCUGCUCGUGGCACGUGUGGACGUGGUGAUACACUGCGCCGCCACCGUAAACUUCAUCGAGCCGUUAAGACGGACGACGUUCAUCAAUGUCAGAUCCACCAGGGACCUACUGCUGCUCGCCAGACGGAUGAACGGGUUAAAGGUGUUCGUGUAUGUUUCGUCAGCGUUUUCAAAUUGUAAUCGAAAUUAUAUCGAUGAAAUCAUCUACGAAAAUCACAUUCAAGGUGACACCCUUAUAGAAAUGGCUGAAAACAUGACGGAUUCAGCUAUGGAUUCAAUAACCAAUAAAUUGUUAAAAAAUUGGCCUAAUACUUACACGCUAUCAAAGUGUAUCGCGGAAAACAUCGUUCAGCAGUAUGGUAGUGGAAUGCCUAUAUGCAUUACUAGACCUGGAAUCGUUGUCAGUACAUAUGAUGAUCCAGUACUCGGAUGGGUAAACAAUUUUGUCGGCGUGAACGGUUUGACAUUAGGAGCCGGACUAGGCGCCAUACGAGUAGUGUUAGCGAACAACAUAAAACUCGCUGUGGUUCCUUCGGACAGAGUGGCAAACGCAAUUAUAUCAUCCGCUUGGCACACAGGCGUCGUCGGUACAACCAAUUCCAUACCAGUGUUUAACUACGUAUGCGUUAACAUGGCUCCGAGAGUACGUCUUUCUUAUUUAUUGGAUACCAUUAUAAAUACGGUGAUUAAGAAAAAAUUAUUUUCAAAAAAUCAGAUAUGGUAUCCAGGAAUAAUUUACACUUCAUCAAAACCAAUUUACAAUGUUCUAUUCUUCCUGUUACAUUAUUUACCAGCAAUUUUGGCGGAUAUUUUCCUACGAUUAACUAAUAACAAAAUAAGUGCUGUUAGAAUUUAUAAAAAAGUUUACAAGUUACAAAAUGUCCUGUCACCUUUCACACUAAUUGAAUACAAGUUCAACGAUCAAAACGUAAUGGAUUUGAUUUCACGACAAACUGAUUGCGAUAAGUCAUUAUUUAAUAUGAAUUUGGCUGAUUUGAAUUGGGAAGCAUAUUGUGAAUCCUGUAUUCGGGGAUGUUUUAAAUACAUACUUCUGGAAUCUGAAAUGCCCAAACUAGAUAUUUGGAAAAGGGUUUUUUUGUUACACUAUGGAUUUAUUGCUAUCAUGGCUGUUAUAAUAUUUUAUACAUUUAUCUUAGUACUAAAUUUUAUAUUUUAGUAAUAAAACGUAUGUUUUCAUGUUAUA